CCAAACCUCUGUUGGAAGAAACGUCCAUCUGGGUUCAAUUCCAAGUGGGAAGAAUUACACUGGAAACAUGGAGACUGCUUGGAAAGAUGGUUUAAUGGUGGACAGGACCACAUGGUUUGAGGUUCUUGGCAAAAAAGAGCACAUGGGGGAACCAAAGCUGAGACAUGUAGAAAAGGAUAUUUUGAUUCCAAAAAUAAUGAAAGACAAAGCCAAGGAGCUGUGUUCUGAACAAGUGAAAGACUUUACCAAAUGUUGCAAAGACACAGGUUUUCUUAUGGUGGUAAAAUGCCAAAAGGAAAACAAACUCCUGAAAGACUGUCUCACUGGCCACUAUAGUGAUCCAGCAUUUUAUGAAGAAUGCAAGGCUGAAUAUUUGAAAACCAGGGAAGAACACAGGGCAGCACAAGAUGUUCCUCAUCAGAAGCAUUCUACUAGCACCUAGACAAGUUGUAUGGCCAUUUGAAACUUGAACUUAUGGAAAUAAAUUUUGAUCCAUUUGGAGAGCUUGAAUUUGUGAGAAGAUUUAAAAUACAACAUUUGAAGAGUGAAGACAGUGUUAACAUCAUUUUACAUCUGAUAUUCAUCAAUUCUACCAUCAAAAUGUACAGUAGUGUGGUAUUAGGAUGAUUUCUUGAGUUAUAUCUGAGAUGCAAAGAAAGAAUCCAGAUAAAACAGGUGAUGUGAAAGCCGAGACAAAAGUGGGUAACAGAAGGAACUUUAUAAUGUGGAGUUGAGCUUUGUAAUGUGGGGCUAUUUUAAUGACAUCAAAUAAAAAAAAAUGUGUCUCUAUUUAACUGUUUAUGCAACCCUUUUCAAAUAUAUGGUAAAAAUGAUUCUCAGGGAAUUUAUUCUCAUCCAAUAUAUAUGAAAAUAAAGCUUCAUGAAUUUUAGCAUUUUGUUUUUUCCCGUAAUGUGAAGAAUAUUGUAUCACAAAAUAUAUUGUAUCACUUAUGUCAUAUUAAAUAAGUGGUAUGUAAUGACUCAUCUCAAA
Molecule: messenger RNA, 991 nt
Organism: Pantherophis guttatus
Lineage: Eukaryota; Metazoa; Chordata; Lepidosauria; Squamata; Colubridae
Gene: CMC1
Product: C-X9-C motif containing 1
Cellular component (GO): mitochondrion
Source: RefSeq, a predicted model, not a curated record